AUAAGUGUGCCUCACUUUUCCAUGGAGUUCAGUCUCCUGAGAUGUGCUGAUUAUCUAUCACAUGCCCUGGAGCACUUGGGAGCCCCAGGCCUGCAAUCCACCCUUCCAGGCAAUAUCUUAAUUUCCCUUUGAUUUCCUCUUCUGGCUUCCUACAAGGAAACCCACUUUGGGUGGGGGAUUCUAUUAUGUGAUCAUCCUCCUCCAUAGAGGAGCAAGACGCCUUUUGUUACUGGACCAUGAGGAAAGGCAGCCUGCUCCUGUGGCUUUCCCAUUGUGGCUGUGGUUGCCCAGCACCCAGACACAUUUCCUAGCACCGUGGAGACUUCGCUCUUCCUCCACUCUCUUGAGGCUUUGUCCACAAACCUUUGCCUGGAAAACAGCAGAGCCCUUCUGGAGGGAUGUAACAUUUCCAACAGUUUUUCUGACAGUGCAGAGACACCAUUCCCAUCCUUAGCAACAUGUGCUAAAUCAACCAGUCUUUUCUCUGUGUAUGUUUGGCAGCUGGGACAAUGACAGAGGAGUGUCAGGAGGAUGCUAGUGCUACACUGCUGGAAUCAAAUAACCAUCUUUGUCAGCUUUGCUUUGCUAACAUAGUCAUCAGCUCCUAAAGUUCACUGUGGGCAUCAGUGGCCAAUUCCCAUGUGCAUGAAGAACUGAAUACUAUUUUAGCUGUCACUAGUAUUUGAGAAGUUGUGAUGUAGCAGAACUGGUUCCCCAAAGACUUGUUGCAAGGGAUGCUCAAGGACAUAAGAGGAGCCCAGAUCUGGAAUUGCACCGUGCUCCACCCUCUGCUCUGCACAUUUAUGCACCAAUGGCCUCCAGAGUCCCAUGGAGGAAGCCCCCAGUGCAAGUGGGACCCAGCAUGGCUGGGUGGCCACAUGGGUGGUCAGCCUGACUCUCAGACUUUCCCCGCUCUAGUUGCUGUGGCAGAGGUGAGAUCUCCUGUUUGUCCAUUAUGCAGAUGUUCUGGGAAACAAGGGUGUGACAACCAUGGUUGACCUUCAUCCACUGCCGUGACUUCUAGGCAAGAGGUCCACCUACUGAUCUUCCAAAUUACCAAUUCUACGUUUUCUGCAGAACCCUUAGGUCACGGGAAAUGAAAUGACAGGUCAUAUCCUGUUCUGUGUCCACUCAUGGUAUCUGAUGGUAUCGUACCCUGUGCCAUGUCAGGACACUGCUGUCAUCAGGGCUCUGGACGGUUUCCUCUGCAAGGCUGUGUGGUAUCCUUGACACUGCACUUUUUCCAUUGUGUCAUGGCUUUCAGCAAUGUUUCCAUCCUUGGUUGCUGUCUGCCUAUAUAAGAGGGCAGAACCCAGGGAUCCCACACCAGGAACAGUGAGGGACACUCUGCGACAGUCCAGCCUCACUCCUACAAUUCACCUCUACCCAAGAGGACCAUGAAGACCUUCACAGCAGCCCUUUCUGUACUUUUUGUGGUUGUCUUCUGCUACCAGGCCACCUCCUCUCCAAUUUCUCUCCACUCUGGUCCCUGCUGUGUUGUGUACAACCUUGGACCAUUGCCCUUGAGCCAUGUGAAGAAUUAUGUGCCCACGGGGGGCCACUGCUCCAAGCCAGCUGUGAUAUUUACCACAAUCAAGAACAAGCUGGUCUGUGCCCACCCUGAUGAGAAGUGGGUCAAGGACAUAAUGAAUCAAUUAAAGGACAAGAAGCACAGUGGAUAAGCAAUACCCUGCUCUCUCCAAGCACCACUUCUGCAGGAAUGUGCUCUCAUGGACACCUCCAAGACAUAAUCUAUUUUCUCAUUGCCUGGGAAUUUGGCAGGGUAUUCAACUCAGUGUUUAGCUCUUUUAUGGAAGCCUGUGCAAUGCCGGUCUUAAUUUAUUUGACAUUUUCAGUGAAACUUUUAAUUCUCCAUUGUACUGAAGGUGUUGAAGUUAUUUUUGUAUAAUAAAAAGGAGCAAAACUUGCAA
This is a messenger RNA of Melozone crissalis (California towhee), 1931 nucleotides long. Its product is annotated as C-C motif chemokine 5-like. The transcript is spliced from 3 exons. Gene Ontology annotation, cellular component: extracellular region. The record is from RefSeq and is a predicted model, not a curated record. The coding region runs from base 1398 to 1682 and encodes 94 amino acids. Gene Ontology annotation, molecular function: chemokine activity; CCR chemokine receptor binding. NCBI's taxonomy places the organism in Eukaryota, Metazoa, Chordata, Aves, Passeriformes, Passerellidae. Gene Ontology annotation, biological process: monocyte chemotaxis; G protein-coupled receptor signaling pathway; cellular response to tumor necrosis factor.